AUGAUAAAAAUUUUAAGGGCUGCUGAUUUUUUUGGAGCUCCUUUUGUCUAACAAAUAGAUCCAAAACAAUCAAUAUAUAAAAGUGCUUUUGGAGGAUUAAUUACUUUGCUUAUAAGUUCAGCCAGUUUUGCAUAUGCCAUUUGGGUGCUUUUCAAAUGGCAAAACAAUUAACUAAGCCCAAAGAUUUCUAAUUCUGUGUAUGUUUCUGAUUUUUCUUUGCUGGAUCUGGAUUAUGAUGUUAUUAAAUUGUAUUAUUGGAAAAUUGAAGAAAAUUACCUUGAUCCUUUUGAAUCCAAAAUACUAUUACCAUUAGUUAUGUAUACAACAAAUUUUAGCUUCUCUGAACUUUAAGUUAUAAAUAGGUCAAAUGAAACCUCUGCUGACGGGACGUAAUAUUAUUUACCAAAAAUGAGCUUAGCGUUUUAAAAUAUUAGUGGUGUAAUUUAUACCACAUCUGAAAUGUACAUAUAAAUUGUGAAAUGUUAAUAAAUUUAUUUAAAAGAGAAUGAAAAAUGUGCAUCUGAUGAAUUAAUCGAACAAUUUUUUUCUUAACCCUUGAAUACGAUUGUUUUGUAAGUACAAUAAAAAUAAUUGAACUCACUAGAUGGUAGUGUUUAAAAUAGUUUAUAAGAGUUUUACAUAUAGAUUGAAAAAUAAAAUUGUUACACUCUAAAUACUUUUCUUUAAAGCAACUUUUAUGAACUUUAAAAUUCCUUCUUAUUUGGAUAUCCAACUUACCUUGAAUAUAUUAAUGGAGCAUUUAUAUAAUCUUAAACAAAUUCAGCCGAAUUUUGUAGACUAGCUUAUGGAAAUGAUAUUCUAGGUUUAAUUUACAUAGUGAUGAAGGGAAAUUAAAUAAAAACUAUUUUUGAAUAUCCGCACGCUGGUGAUUUGAUUAGCUAAUAUUGGUUCAAUUGUUUCUGUUCUCUUUAUGAUCAAACAUGUAAUUAUCAUUUUUAACCAAUACUAUCUUAAUAAAAAGAUAAUAAAAAAAUUAAUCCAAUUUUAUUAUCCUGA
Messenger RNA from Paramecium tetraurelia, 1017 nucleotides. RefSeq lists its product as uncharacterized. Lineage: Eukaryota; Ciliophora; Oligohymenophorea; Peniculida; Parameciidae. The record is from RefSeq and is a predicted model, not a curated record. The transcript has a single exon. Gene Ontology annotation, molecular function: zinc ion binding. Gene Ontology annotation, biological process: centrosome duplication.